CCCGGGUGAUUGUACACACUUCCUGCUCGGGGCUGAGCAGCCACACUAGAUUCAGGCUGGGGACACAGGAGGGCUCCAGGCCCAGAAAGGGCCCAGGGCAAGACGAUGGCCAGUGAGGGCACCGAACUCAGCACCAGGAUGUCCACAGAAGACCAGGGCAUAGACGACAGUUUUAUCUACGAUAUUAUAUUCAAGCACUUCAAAAGAAAUAAGGUGGAGAUUUCAAGAGCAAUAAAAAAGGAAUUUCCUUUCCUUCAGAUUCUUCGUGACCGUGAACUCAUCACCAAUAAAAUGUAUGAAGAUUGUCAAGAAUCUUGUAGAAACCUGGUCCCUGUACAGAGAGUGGUGUACAAUGUGCUCGAAGAACUGGAGAAGACAUUUGACCUAUCACUCCUGGAAGCAUUAUUCAGUGAGGACAACAAACAGGAAUACCCUGCCUUAAAUAACAUUUAUAAAGGAUUUGAAAAUGCAAUCCGUGAGAAAAUUUGUUUCCAAGAAAAUGAUGGAGAAGAGAGUGUGGAGAACCCUAACACCCAACUAAGUCUUGAACAAGGCACUGGUGAAAACUCAUAUCAAAGCCUGACCUGGAUCUGCUCACAUCCCUCGAAUUACAAUGGUACAUCCCCACCUGAAAAUGGACUAUCAGAGCACCAUCGUGAAAGAGGACAGAUAAAUGUGAAUGAAACAGUUACAACCAGUAACAAUGAUGAUGCACUAGAAAGCCAACAAGCAAAUGAACAAUGUACGCAAGAGACUGAGUCAGCAGAGUCCUAUGAACAAGUACCCAUCCAAGAAAAUAAUGGAAAUGCAAGACUAGAGAUGCCCAGCCCAUUGCCCUCUGAUGAAGAAAGAGCAGAACUACCCAACCAUGGAAUCCAAAUAAAUUCCUGUUCUGUACGUCUGGUAGAUAUAAAGAAGGAAAAGCCAUUUUUUAAUACAAAUGUUGAAAAGGAAACCCAAAUAUCUGACAUAAUAGUGAUCAGCAGUGAUGAAGAUGAGUCCCCCAAAGCCUCUACCUCGGAACAAAGAAGGAGGCCUGAGCCCCUGGAUUUGAGAACAUCACCCACAUGCAGGAAAAGACUUUGGGAAAAUGGGAGAAAUCAUGAAGAGUCUUCUGAGUCCAGUGCAGAUCUGACGCCCCCGGAAAUCAGGAGUUAUACCGUGAGAAGUGGUCCUGAUGAGGAGGAUUCCCCAGAUAUUGGAAACCAAUCUACUUUGAAGAUGAGCAAUAAGAAAAGACGGAUCAGCAGUGGUGACUCUUCAGAAUUGAGUAAUGGAGAAGAGCCUCAGGAAACUUCUAGUUCAGCCCUCAGAAAUGGGUCAGGUAACGAAGAUUAAGAUGCCAAGCCUUGGUCUGCGAAUGUCAGAAAUCUGAAAUUAAAGCUACUGUUUCCAGAUGCAUUUUUCUCUGAGCAUCUUGAAGAACUUAUACCCAGUUAAUCCUGGCAACUCCUUUCAGCAUUUUAGAAAAUGGGAGGAGGCAGGAAAUUAUUACAAACUCAUGUUUAACAGGAUGAGUCCUAUUGACUAAAUGUAUAUAAUUAUACAUUGCUGUUUUAAAAGAAAUAAAUAGAAAAAUGAUAACAUCUUUUUAAAUACCUGCUGUGAUGCCCACUAAGAUCUUAGAUUAUAUUGGUUCACAUUAAUAUCAUUUGUAACAGUAAAAGAGAACUGGCCCUGCUAUGUAAUUAUAGACAGAAAUAAAGCUUCGGAUCAACCACUCUCAAA
Myotis brandtii (Brandt's bat) is the source of this 1728-nucleotide messenger RNA. RefSeq names its product nuclear autoantigen Sp-100. Gene Ontology annotation, biological process: regulation of transcription by RNA polymerase II. Bases 106 to 1338 code for a protein of 410 amino acids. Gene Ontology annotation, molecular function: DNA-binding transcription factor activity, RNA polymerase II-specific. Gene Ontology annotation, cellular component: nucleus. The record is from RefSeq and is a predicted model, not a curated record. The transcript is spliced from 13 exons. Lineage: Eukaryota; Metazoa; Chordata; Mammalia; Chiroptera; Vespertilionidae.